Malania oleifera is the source of this 858-nucleotide messenger RNA. RefSeq lists its product as uncharacterized. The transcript has 6 exons. Bases 1 to 858 code for a protein of 285 amino acids. NCBI's taxonomy places the organism in Eukaryota, Viridiplantae, Streptophyta, Magnoliopsida, Santalales, Ximeniaceae. The record is from RefSeq and is a predicted model, not a curated record.
AUGGAUGAUGCCUCGCAUGUUGCUGAUUUGUUCUUUAGAGAGAUUGUGCAAUUACAUGGCAUGCCUAGAACAAUUGUUUCGAAUAGAGAUGCUAAGUUCUUGAGCUAUUUUGGAAGACUUUGUGGUGUAAGAUCUGUUCAUUCUGCUACUAAAUUUUCACCAUUUGAAAUUGUGUAUGGAUUUAAUCCUUUAACUCCGUUGGAUUUAUCUUUUUUACCUUUGACUAAGCAUGUUAAUUCAGAUGGCAAAAAGAAAGCUGACUUUGUCAAGCAGAUUCAUGAGAAAGCACGACUCAACAUUGAGCAACAAACGGAGCAGUAUGCAAAACAAGCCAACAAGGGGCGUCACAAGCAUCUUUUUGAACCCGGAGAUUGGGUUUGGUUGCAUAUGAGAAAAGAGAGAUUUCUAGUGCAAAGACAUUCCAAAUUGCUUCCAAGAGGAGAUGGACCUUUCCAAAUCCUAGAGCACAUCAAUGACAACGCUUACAAGCUAGAUUUACCAGGUGAUGAUUUGAGGGCAAUUCCUUUUCAAGAUGAGGGGAAUGAAGCAAAUCAUAACACAAAUUCAAAGGAACUUGUCCAAGUGCCAAUUGGGCUAGUUACGAGAGCACAAGCAAGGAAAUUUAAAGCUGCACUCAACAGACUGAUUCAAGAGAUCUCGUUAUUUUGGUGGGAAUUUGCAUCAGUUCUUGUUUGCCGUAAAAAACGAGUCGAGAGCAAAAGUUCUAGUUCAGCAAUCAUGUCUCAUAACAAUUCUAAGAGCACUACCGAAGAUGCUACGGAACUGGCUGAUCCAAAAGGGUUUGUGGAGGCCAUGAUGAGUGAGAUGAGGUUGGAACUAGAGCGGGUUCACGAAUAG